Messenger RNA from Aspergillus homomorphus CBS 101889, 1405 nucleotides. RefSeq lists its product as uncharacterized. The record is from RefSeq and is a predicted model, not a curated record. The transcript is spliced from 3 exons. Bases 166 to 1152 code for a protein of 328 amino acids. Lineage: Eukaryota; Fungi; Ascomycota; Eurotiomycetes; Eurotiales; Aspergillaceae.
CCCACCGACCCUCCCUCGUACGAAGAAACCAUCGCAGCUGGACCAGCUGCCCCUCAACCCCCGCUUCUUGCCACGUCUUCACCACGCACCGACUCCUCCCCUCCUAGUAUCCCUGGAACCAGCUCCGAUCGAACCAGCUCCGACGCGGCGGACAAUCGCACCGUCAUGAUGGACCCUGUUCUCAGCGAAGACGCUUCGGCACUGCACGCGCUGAUCGUGCGCCAAGCCCGGACGCCGCCGCGACCGGUGCUGACCAUCCGCGGCACUCACCAGGAGACCCACGAGGAAAGCGACAGCUACGACAACAACCAUCACAACAAGCGCACGCGCAACGAGACUGUCUUCGACUUCUAUUUUAAGAUCAACCUCUCGAACUACAUGGUACGCGACUCCGACGCGGAUCGUGACGGCUGGCGGGUGUGCAGUGUUGUCCGCGACGGCGACGGCCAGGAGGCGUAUCGCGGGGGUCGCUGCCGGUCGGAUACGUGGGCGGGCCACACUCGCCGAUCAAGAUCACACGCCGCUCAUGUGGAAGGUGCGUCGGAGGGUGAGCUCGUUGGGCUGGUCGCGGAGGAUGGCGAGGAGCCUGGGUUGAUGGGCUGGUGUGACCGGUUCUGUCUGGAUCCCGGCCCGGUCAAGUCGUUCCGAUUCACCAGGAGCAUUGUUGGGUUCGAUGUGGCGACCCUCCGCUCCCUGCUCAGCUCCCACCUCCGCAAUCUUAACUAUCAGGGCAAUAUUGACAUCUCUAUUGCCGUGGCCAACAAGGAUCUGACGGUCUACUCGCCGCACUGGAUCAAUCAGCUGCGCAACAACUCGUUCGCGUACUGGGCCUGCAUUAUCCUGCAGCUGUGGAUCGUCACCUGGCCGAUCAUUUGGUUCCUCGAGCACCGCUACGACGUCGUCCGCACCGUGUGGUACUUCUCUGGCGUCCGAGAAUCGCAGACGAUCUAUGCAUGCCAUCGCGAUGAGGCUGCGAUUGCGAAGGAGCUGGCCCCGAUUGUCACGCAGGCGGCGUGGGAGCGGCGAAUCAAUGGCGAGGUGCUUUCAUCACAAGAAAUGGACCUGCUACGGCAGUUGGGGACGGAAGGGAGUGAACGGCGCGUGGUUAUGAUGUCUUGGGAUCGCAUUGGGGGAUGGGGUCGAGACUCCUAACCUAUUUGGGGCAGAGUUGAGUUAUUGGCGCUCCCCUCGCAUGAUGCGUUUGGUUUCUUGUCUGCCAUUCUGAGCGGCUUUUCAGUUAAGAAUAAUGAAUACCCAUGAAUUGACGAUGCAUUUUUGUGGCUUAUCGAGUAAUGCCUUGUGGUUAGCCAAUGAUUCUGUGCAUUGGCUGAGUCUCUGACAUUCACAACAGAAUCUGAUUCAACUGGAGUUAGCAAUUUGCCGACGUUCACUACACGGAUCCAGC